UGAGAUCUACCGGCUUCUUCAGAUUCUCUCUCGAAAUAAAUCGCUGUCGAUGAGAAAACGAAGCUUCGAAUUGGCUUCAUGAACCACUUUAAUGAAUUCAGUUGAAUUAACCACAGCUGUUGUCUGCAAGUCGUCUGUUGUCCAUAUCGUCCGUUUUUAAAAAUCUCUCAUUGUAUUUGUCUGGUUGUCUGCUCAGUUGUUGUUGUUUUUUCUUCAAGUGGGCCGCAACAGACCAUCUUUGGUGUCAGCCUUUUCAUCCAAACACUCGGGAAUUAAUUUUGUUUUCUUUGCCACCAAAACAUCAUUGGGAUUUUCCGCCGUUCGUCUUUGCGUGAGCUUGUAUUGCUAAGCUUUUAUAUUUUGAUUCCUUUUUUUGCUUUGGCUCCAGAUUCUUUGGAUGAUUGCCACUUAUUCUAUCGGAUUGCUUUGAGCAAGCAGGCAUGUUGGCACCUUACUUGAUAUUUUCUGGGAAUUGAAAAACAAGCGUGUUUGAAAAGCAACAGGCAAGGGUGCGCCUUGUCCUUGGAAACUUCCGCCGACUGACACGUGCUUAUGUAUUGUGCCUCCAUGUCGUCCUCAAAAUCUGUUGGCAGGAAUUUGAACCCGCGGGUGGUGAUAUUAUUAUUCUGAUAUACCGUAAAUUCCGGACAAUAAGCCGCGACUUUUUUCCAAAAUUUUGAACCCUGCGGCUUAUAGUCAGGUGCGGCUUAUACAAGGAUUUUUUUCGUGAUUUUUGUGAUGACUUGAUCACUUCUAUACACUGCGGUAUCUUGAAGAAAAAAACAACAACAAAAAUACUAUUUUGAAACACUACUAUGGCUGCUGCUUAUUCUGGCUGUGUUGCUUGUGACUAUUAUGAGCUUUAGUAGGAAUGCACGCUAGGUGACCUUCGUCACAGGCAAUGUUGAGAAAGACAUGUUAAAGUAUCUUAUGAAAACUUUAAAAAGGCUUUCUGUGAACGGUCUUUCUUUGUAAAAAAAACGCGUGUGCACGUGUGGCUUAUAGUCUGGUGCGGUUUAUAUAAGAAAAAAACUAAAAUAUCCCCCAAUUUUAGCUGGUGCGGCUUAUAGUCCGGAAUUUACGGUAUAUUAUUCUGAUAUUAUUUUGAAAAACUGCCGCACCACGUCACAAACAUCAUUUUUACCGACGAGAUGUUUGACAGCAGUUCAUGGAUGUAUCAGAUAGCAAAGUCCGCCUGCUGCUAUCAACCAUAAAAGGAUCCAUUUGUCAUUUCUUUUGUCACUUUUAUGACCGUGGCCAUUCACUUGCGUGGAACAGUUUCGAUUGAGCGAGUCAUUGCACAAGCUGUUGUGUUGGCUUCACUUUGUCAUCAACGUUUACACCGGGCUGAACAAACGAGCUUGUGUAUGUUUGGCGGCUUUUCCCUAAUAUCGUUUCUUUAUUUGCUCGUUUGACUGGUUUUGGGGAGUGUUCUUUGUUUUCUGCGUUGGGGAUCAUUUUGCAUUCUUGGGAUUCUCAGUUUGGGGUUUUGGCUAGUUGUUUUGGAACACUUCUUAGGCCCCAAUUAAUUAUUUUCUUGCUGUCGCUUAAUUACAACAUAAUUUAUACUUACGACGUAUUCGAACAACUCGACAAAAUGGCGAGCUCGCUAUUAAAGGACACAAUAAAAGCGGAGCCUUUGAUUCCCUUCCACAGCCAUGUUAUUCCAGGGUUCGCCACACGGGGGCAGUGUCGGCUUGCAAUGCUUCCACUGUGCUUUAUAUAAUCAUCUUAACGUGUUUUUUUUUUUUUAAGAGUUGCUUACCUAAAUGUGCUUUUCUCACCACUUUGGGGUCUCUUCCCUGCACGCAAUGCGAGAACGAAUCGGGCGCUUUGAAAGUGUUUCCAUCUUACUGUCAAAUAAGUGCUGAUUGAUUUUAAAAUCCAUCCUUGUGCUUAGAAAGACUUGCCUCCUUAAAUUUGGCUUCUUAAGUCGACCAAGAAAAUUGGUGGUACUUCACAGAUUAAGAAAGAAAAGCAAGAUGACAUUCACGUUUGCGUGCCUCUCCUUCCUGCUUCUCCUUCUUUCUUCAUGUUGAUGCACUUGGUGCUUUUGGAUGUUAAAAAAAACUAAAACAUCAAUUUCUCUGUUUUAAAAAAAAAAAAAAAAAACACCUUUCUCUAAAAUCAAUACUUUGUGUUCUACCUGUUCUAACCAUCUCAAACUCUCCCUCUUCCCAAUGGGCGUGGUUCCAAAUGGAGUUCUAGCCACAGAAAUGCAUGAAUUAUUGAUCCCAAAUUCUUGGCACGACAGCUUUGUUGGCCUCCCUAUAAAUCGAAUGUCUCCUCUUCCCUCUAAGAUGGAAAUCCUCGCAUGGUUUCACUAAAGGGGCGAAAAUGUUGGACUUUAUCUCUCCUCCGGUGAACCAUAUGGCAGCGGGCUGCUUACGUAAGACAUUGCGUGCUGGCUCCGGAGGCUCUCGUGAGAUUUGGGCUUUUGCUUAUCUGUCUUUAGUGCGUGUCUUGCCAACGGCGGAGGGCGGGCUUGAUCCUCGAUUGCAAACGGAAGCUUCCUCAUCUGGAAUAUCGUUCCCGUGUCCAAGCGCUCGUGACUUUGUGGCACAUCAUUGAAUAUCAUCAGGACUUGAGGACAAGUUAUGGAGAAGUUGACAGGGGAGUGAGCUAAUCACACGUAAAAAGGAGAAAAAAAAAAUGGACGCCAGUGUGAGCUCCAUUCUUCACCCUCGAACCAUAUAUGGGUCAGCCCUUUAUAGUGUUUUGGACGGAUGGGCCCGGAAUGAAAGAGUCCCAUCUGGGCUUCCUCUGAAUUCACGGCGUCACGGUCUCACCGUAUUGGUUGAGCCGAAGCACCAGCGCCGUCUACGAUUGGCUGAAAGUGGACCUAUCUCAACAUGGCCAAGAUCUCCCUGAAACCGGUUUAUAGCCUUUUGUUCUGACAACCGUCUCCUCACCCUCUUUGAAAUAAACAGCACGCAGUAAACUCCUACUGUAAAUAGAAAAACAUUAAUUUAAUUAUUAAUUGAAUUAUUCUCACUUUGCUGCCACAUUUUGAGGCAAGCUAGCUAAACUCUUGUCUUGGCUUUAGUCUUUGUCCGCCCUGACUCACAUGGAGAUGCACGUGAGGCCAGCGGAGCUGUGUGUGUGUGUAUGGCCAAUGUAUGUGCACUAAUGCCAAGUGACAGCGCAGCCACUGGUGCACCCGCUAUAACUUCAACGUCCUUCGCGUUUUGAACAUCCGAGCUGUUGUUUCCUCAGUUGGCUUUUCCCACCCAAAACCGCUUGGAGCGUUGCAGGCUUGGAGUGUCUCGCUAUUUCUUGAGAGCAUCUUGUUGGAAACGCUGGGCGGGGCUUGAUGACGCUAAGUGGGUAUGUGGUCGAAAAGGGCUCAUCCCAUUGGAUGGAUUGCUCUAAUCUCUCCUGACAGUUUACAUAACAACACAAGGGGAGGUGAUGUGAAUCUUACUGGAGUGACGUCACACUUGAGCCUCUCACCACGCUACUAACCAGUCUUGGAUUCAGACACACUCCUUUCCCCCCCGUCCUCCUCGGGCGCAGUCCCGGGACUACGUAGCGGGUCAGACUCCCCCCAAUGUGAAGCGCCGAGGGGGAGUCAGGGGGGUCGGGUCUGGAGGAGGCGCAGCGGUGGUGCUUGUUUUGGGUGAGGGGUCGGGGCGGGGGGGCGCCGCAUGGACUUUUUGUUUUUACUCUGAGCAUCAAUGAGAGAGAAGGGGCUGGCCCGGGCCGGAGGAGCGCAGGGUCGCGACGCCAUGGCCGUGAAGCUUCUUUUCUGGGAGCUGGAGAAGCAUCUGAAGAGCUCUUCGGGUGCAAGUGUCGUGGCCAUUGACAACAAGAUUGAGCAAGCCAUGGACCUGGUGAAGAGUCACCUGAUGUACGCCGUGCGCGAGGAGGUGGAGGUGCUCAAGGAGCAAAUCAAGGAGCUGAUGGAGCGCAACACUCAACUGGAGCAAGAGAACAACCUUCUCAAGACCCUGGCCAGCCCCGAGCAGAUGGCUCAGUUCCAGGCCCAAGUCCAGACGGGCGGCUCCCCCACCGGCGCCGCUCUGCCGCCUCAGGUCCCGAGCUCGGCGGGAACCGCGCAAGCCCUCCCCUCUGCACAGAACUCCGGCUCGUCCGCCUGAAGAGAAAGGAUCUCUGUACUGUGAACCACCAACUAUGCCACCAUCCCGAGGAUCCCCAUCAAGUUUUUUGUCGCACAUUAAUUUAUUCCGCCUUGUCUCGUGACUUUUACCUGCUUCGACAAUCGCGGUUGUCAUGGUGAUGGUGGGGGGUGGAGCACCAAGCGGGCAUGAAUUGAAGCCCGGUCAGUGUGGAACAUGUGCCAACGUCAGCCCUCCACCUCGACCCAGCGCACACAUUCCAUUUUUGUUCCCCCCCCCCCCCCCCCCCUACAUGCACAUGUCGCUGCUAACGUUAGAUGAACUUUACCGGAGGACUUGCCAACCCCCCCUCGGUUUUGGGAAUCAUUUCAAGUUGUGAUGCUCCGGGAUGGACUGCAUUACGUGUGUUGGUGCCACUUGACUUUGUACUUGGAGGGCUCGGUGUUGUUCUCUGGUGUCACGUUGCCCCCCCCCCAUCGCCCCCUCCCCUGUUGGAAAAUGAAUUCAAUAUUUAUGCAGGGAAUCAAUGUUGUUGUUUUUAUAGGGUAAACCGGGGUUUUACUUUCCGUUUGCUCUCGUCGAUGUAAUUUAACGUCCCGGUGAUGUAGAAAAGAGGAAUAACGGAGAAGGAGACCAUCGGACUCUUUGUACAGAUCAAACAUACUUCUGCAAAAGUGCCUGGUUUCUAACCAUAGAUACAUAUAUAGUCUCUUUUCAGUUGGUGUCAAUAUAUUUGUGGAUAUAUCUAUCUAUGGUUCGCCAGGUGAUGAAGUACCUGUGAUGUCAGCUUACCCAGGAUGGGAACAGAUGAGGAUCGUUGACCUCGGCGCUGAACGCUGUCUCUCCUGCGGUGACUGUAUUGUCACUUUGCUCACUCAAAACAAUAGCGACUGUUUCUCUUUGCCGAUGUUUGUCUCUUACAUUGUUUUGUUGAAGCGAUGGAGGAUGUUUGACUUUUUUUUUGUGCAGCCAAUUAUUUGUGUUGCUACCUGGACUCAGAGGACACACACACACUUGGCAAAUGGAGGAAUGCCUCGUAGAAAAUAUGUCAAUGUUUUUGUGCAUGUUCCUCAGCCCAUCACAAAUGUGACGUAACAAUUUGCACUAGACAGUUGCACCUCAAAUAAAAGUGAAAACAAAGAAAAAA
Syngnathus typhle (broad-nosed pipefish) is the source of this 5226-nucleotide messenger RNA. RefSeq lists its product as uncharacterized. The transcript has 3 exons. Bases 3678 to 4100 code for a protein of 140 amino acids. Gene Ontology annotation, biological process: regulation of transcription by RNA polymerase II. The record is from RefSeq and is a predicted model, not a curated record. NCBI's taxonomy places the organism in Eukaryota, Metazoa, Chordata, Actinopteri, Syngnathiformes, Syngnathidae.